Molecule: messenger RNA, 297 nt
Organism: Microthlaspi erraticum
Lineage: Eukaryota; Viridiplantae; Streptophyta; Magnoliopsida; Brassicales; Brassicaceae
Source: the annotation of a GenBank genome assembly
AUGCCUUUCCUUGACCACCUCCUCACCUACAAGAUCACAGCUUACAACACUAGGCACCAAAGAGGAAGAAAGCUUAGUAUUGGAGGGCUCAUCACACCUAUCUUGUGUGCUGCUGGAGUAAACCCAACUGAUAGGAGAGCUACUGAACCAGGUUGGAUGGACAUCAAGUUUUGCAAGACCAACCUCCUCAUUGAGCACAAGGAGUUGGAUGGGAGACCCCCUGUGUACACAUUAGUUGGGCAUGAGGAUGAUUGCGAGAAGAGGAGCCUGAGCUCGAUCGAGCUGAGUCUGAGCUGA